Molecule: messenger RNA, 1772 nt
Organism: Neltuma alba
Lineage: Eukaryota; Viridiplantae; Streptophyta; Magnoliopsida; Fabales; Fabaceae
Product: homeobox-leucine zipper protein ATHB-6
Exons: 3
Coding region: 405-1352 (315 amino acids)
Biological process (GO): positive regulation of DNA-templated transcription
Cellular component (GO): nucleus
Molecular function (GO): sequence-specific DNA binding; DNA-binding transcription factor activity, RNA polymerase II-specific
Source: RefSeq, a predicted model, not a curated record
GUGGGCUCGCCUUCUUCCUCCUUCCCCCUCGCUCUCUUCACUCUCUCUCUCUCUCUCUGCUUUUUCCGUUGUAACUCCAUGGAUUCCAAGUUUUGAUUUCGUCUUCCUCUUCUUCUUCUUCUAGUUUGAUGGGUAAAGAGGGGGAGGAAGUAGUAGUACUCACAGAUAGGGAACAGCAUGGAGUCUUCGGAGAUGUUAUUAAGCAGUACUGUAUAGAUUGGUGCUGUUUAACACAGAAUUGUUCCUUUUCAUUUUCAAUGGCUCCAUUUAAGUGAAACCCCUCCCCUGACAUCUUUGAGAAGAUCGAAUUUUAACUCGUUAACCUGUAACUGGAUCAAAACGGCCCGAUCUUUGUUUAAAGAUCUGUGUGCAGAGUUUGUUGUUUUCUUUAUCAUCAUCCGGUCAUGAAGAGAUCACUUGAAAGCUCCGAUUCUUUGGGUGCUUUGAUGACUAUGUGUCCAUCCACAGAUGAACACAGUCCGAGGAACAAUAAUCAUGUGUAUGGGAGGGAGUUCCAAACCAUGAUGUUGGAUGGACUAGACGAGGAAGGGUGUGUGGAAGAAUCAGCCCAUUUGAUGAUGUCGGAAAAGAAACGGCGUCUGAGUGUUGAUCAAGUCAAGGCUUUAGAGAAGAACUUCGAGGUCGAAAACAAGCUUGAGCCUGAGAGGAAGUUGAAGCUUGCUCAAGAACUUGGGUUACAACCUCGACAAGUGGCAGUUUGGUUCCAAAACCGUCGUGCUCGAUGGAAAACCAAGCAAUUAGAGAGAGAUUACGGCGUUCUCAAAGCCAAUUAUGAAGCCCUCAAAGUUAACUUCGACACCCUUCAACAGGACAACGAAGCAUUGGUCAAAGAGAUUAAGGAGUUGAAAUCUAGACUAAAAGAGGAGCACACAGAGAGUGAUAUUUCAGUGAAGGAGGAGAUAACGGGGUCUGAUUCCGAGGAGAAAAAGGUGGAACGGAGCAACCCACCACCAGCUGAAGCCUCCAUUCUUGAAUCAGAGUGCAAGGACUUGAAUUAUGGGUGCUUCAAUGGAGUCGGGGCUGCUUCACUCAUAGCCCCAGUGGAUCAUUUCAAAGAUGGUGGUUCUGAUAGCGACUCUAGCGCAAUCUUGAACGAAGAUAAUAGCCCCAACGCCGCCAUUUCGUCGCCCGCAGCUCUUCAGAGCCACCACGUUUUGAUGUCUCCGUCGUCGCCGUCGUCCAUGAACUGCUUUCAAUUCCAGAAAGCAUACCAGAGCCAGUAUGUUAAGAUGGAAGAACACAACUUCUUCAGCGCCGAAGAAGCCUGCAAUUUCUUCUCGGAAGAACCAGCACCCACCCUCCAGUGGUACUGUUCUGAUCACUGGAGUUAAAAAUAAUAAUUGAAAAGAGGUUUAUUUGAGACUAGUUCAGGAGAGUAUAGAUGAGAGCUCUAGAAAAUGGCAGGAAAUUGAACUAAGGAGUUUUUAAAAAAAGAAAAAAAUUGCAUUAGCUGGAGAGUUCUCAUUUUUUAAGAUCCAAGUUUGAAAAAUCUGUGUAAAGCUGGGGAAGGAAGCUCGUACGUGGGGACUGUGAAGUUGGUGCGAAAACGCUGACGAAUAAGUCGUCCGGGAAAGGAGGGACCUGUAAUGUGAAGAAUAAUAAUGAUGAUGAUGAUGAUGAUGAUUAGGGUGAUAGGUGGUAAUUGUGAAAUAUAUUUCCUGUACAAAUAAAAUAUAUAUAUUUUAAUAUUCAUGGGUAAAAUAAUGAUGCUUUUAUCUGUUAAACCAUGAACAACUGCCACUUUAUUAUCA